AUGUCUCUCACCCACGCACUCAUAGCAAGGGGCACCACCGUCCUCGUAGAACACGCCACCGGCUCAGCAGAGCUCAAGCCAGAUGUCUGGCAAGACCGCUUGAUCCACUAUGUUUCGUCUAACGGCGUAGUCUACCUUGUCAUGGCCGACGACUCUGUAGGGAGGAGGAUGCCUUUCGCUUUCCUUGCAGACCUCGAGAGAAGGUUCACAGCUCAAUACGACAGCGACGACAUCGUUUCAGCUGGGGCCCACUCCGCCGAGGACUUUGAGUCUGAAUUGAGCAAGCUCAUGCACCAGUACACUACUGCUCCGCCCGCUGAUCCUCUCCGUCAAGCCCAGUCCGAUCUCAACAACGUUAAGGACAUCAUGGUCCAGAACAUUGAUUCCAUACUUCAACGCGGAGAACGUUUGGAUUUGCUGGUAGACAAGACAGAUACGUUGGCUGGACAAGCGUAUGCUUUCAGGAGAGGAGCGAGAGCUGUGAGGAGACAACAGUGGUGGAAGAAUAUCAGGAUCAUGGCUUUGACGGGUGUCGUUGGUUUCGUGAGUCGCGCGUCAAAACUCUCGAGAUGUGUUUGCUGA
Molecule: messenger RNA, 582 nt
Organism: Cryptococcus wingfieldii CBS 7118
Lineage: Eukaryota; Fungi; Basidiomycota; Tremellomycetes; Tremellales; Cryptococcaceae
Product: vesicle-associated membrane protein 7
Exons: 5
Coding region: 1-582 (193 amino acids)
Biological process (GO): vesicle-mediated transport
Cellular component (GO): membrane
Source: RefSeq, a predicted model, not a curated record